Molecule: messenger RNA, 936 nt
Organism: Cyprinus carpio (common carp)
Lineage: Eukaryota; Metazoa; Chordata; Actinopteri; Cypriniformes; Cyprinidae
Gene: csrp1b
Product: cysteine and glycine rich protein 1b
Biological process (GO): muscle tissue development; sarcomere organization
Cellular component (GO): nucleus; cytoplasm; Z disc
Molecular function (GO): actinin binding; structural constituent of muscle
Source: RefSeq, a predicted model, not a curated record
UCGCUCUCGCUCUCUCCCUCUCUUGUGUUCUGCAUCUGUUUUCCCUCCAGCUCCCCAUCUCUUCAUCAGUCUCUCAUCCUCUCUGCACUCAUCUGAGGACUCAGACUCUGCGGAACACUCCAGACUCUCUCUUCUAGUGACUAACUAUCACUACAGGAUGCCGCUGGGAGGAGGAAACAAGUGUGGCUGCUGUAAGAAGACGGUGUAUUUCGCAGAGGAGGUUCAGUGUGAAGGACAAAGCUUCCACAAGUCUUGCUUUCUGUGCAUGGUGUGCAGAAAGAAUCUGGACAGCACAACAGUCGCUGUGCAUCAGGAUGAGAUCUACUGCAAGUCCUGCUAUGGCAAGAAAUACGGCCCAAAAGGCUAUGGCUUCGGUGGAGGAGCGGGAACCCUCAGCAUGGACACGGGCGAAGCUCUGGGAAUCAAACCGUCCGGACAAACAUCUCAUCGUGCAACCAACAACCCCAACCCAUCAAAGUUUGCGCAGAAGCUCGGUGGUUCGGACGUUUGCCCUCGCUGUGGAAGCGCCGUGUAUGCGGCAGAGAAGGUGGUUGGAGGGGGGAACUCUUGGCAUAAGAGCUGCUUCAGAUGUGCAAAGUGUGGAAAGAGCCUGGAGUCCACAACUCUAGCAGAUAAAGACGGAGAGAUUUACUGUAAAGGGUGCUAUGCUAAAAACUUUGGACCGAAGGGCUUUGGCUUUGGUCAGGGAGCUGGUGCUCUGGCUCACGCUCAGUAGAAAUACAGCUGACGUCGGUGAACCCAGAAGGACAGACUGGUCACUUUCAUGAGAAACAUGUUUGAUAAAUGUUAUACACACACAUAUGAGUGCCUAAUUUGGUGUUCGGUUUAUACUAAAUUCAAUAAACAGUUUUAUUGUGAAAUCCAAAUAUUAUUAUCAACUGACAUUUUUGCAAUAAUAAAACUGGGUUACUUUUA